Anisakis simplex (herring worm) is the source of this 282-nucleotide messenger RNA. Lineage: Eukaryota; Metazoa; Nematoda; Chromadorea; Rhabditida; Anisakidae. The record is from the annotation of a GenBank genome assembly.
AUGCUCUUCUAUCAAAUUCGAAGUCAAAGUGCAUACGGCACAAACGGUAACACUAUUAAACUAUCAUACGAUGAGAAGUGCAGUACAGAAGCAUUCGGCAAGGACGCAUCGAGCCAGAUUGCUCCUGAUCUGGAAAAGCUUCUUGACUCUUUCAACGGGAUCGACUUUGAUGGGUUGAUUCAAUUCGGUUGUUAUUUUCAUUCUGCAAAAGAUUCAGCUGGCUUACACCACAGAAAGAAAGGAGUGUUCAUGCAACCGGAAAAUCCCAUUGAACAUACUUGA